Molecule: messenger RNA, 472 nt
Organism: Drosophila teissieri
Lineage: Eukaryota; Metazoa; Arthropoda; Insecta; Diptera; Drosophilidae
Product: probable salivary secreted peptide
Exons: 2
Coding region: 29-391 (120 amino acids)
Source: RefSeq, a predicted model, not a curated record
UCAUUUUUCGAUCAGCCUCUGAGUAAUCAUGUCGCAUUCUAUUAAUAGUAUUUUUGUGGCAAUUGCAAUUGUGGCAGUAGUAAGUGUGGUAUUUGCUAGCCACGAUGGCACUACAAGCUUUGGGGUAUUGAAACCAGGUGCCAAAUUAAUACACAAGGAGGAAAUUGUAGAGUCCAAAAAGUUUCUGCGCGUCGUCACAAGAAAAGUUCACUUUAAGCCUCAGCCUUUCAAAUUGAGCGCCAUUGUGAUCACCGAUCACAGUGAAUCGAAUGGAGGAACAGCUUCGCUGCUCGAAGGAGGACCACCUGGCAAGUUUGCCGUGAUUGGUUUCAGAUCCAAACGAAAUCACGGUCUGAAUUUCACACUGGAGAUAUACAGCGCUGCAGUUUGAGUCUCAAAUGAUAAAUUUGACUAAAAAUCUAUCUAUUUCUGUAAGAUACCGUAAGAUGCUGCAAUAAAUUGUUUUCUGGAA